AGUCUGUUUCAUGUAAUGGCGUCUAGCAGUUACAGCAGCAGAUCUGUGGAUGUUCAGGUUGCUUUGCAGAAAGCCAAGAAGAAGAUCUGUGAUCUGCAGCAGCAGCUGGAAGAAAAGAGUUUGGAGGAUCCAAACGUCAUCAGUUCUCCAUCAUGGACCUCCAAGAAGGAACUCAGGGACUCGCUGGUGGAUAUGUACAGAGUUAAUCCCAAAGUAAACGAGGAGCUGCGCCAACGCCUGCCUUCACCUUCCAGGCAUCACCUUAGCAACACAAACAGAUCAGGAAGUAGCCUGAGUCUGGACCACAGCUCACCUCAGGCCCCUUCCUGCCUUCCAGAGUUACCAGUCUGUUGCUCUCCUAGCUCUGACCGGUCCCCUGCCUGGAGGACUGCCUCUCUUGUUUCGCCUCCGUCCAUCAGGAGCGCCUCGGCUGCACUGUGUUCAGGCUUACCAGGAGGCAGAGGGGAGAUGGAGGCAGGCAUCCUGCAGAGCGAUGACCCUUUUCCUUGGGCAGAGAGCUCACAGAACUGUUUAGAUGAAGAAGGAGCAUUAAGAGGUCCAAAGAGUCCAGUCUUAGAAAGAAACCUGGAGCCUGCUGGAAACAGCUCUCCUCAGAUCUCUGCCUCCAGCCCACGUCAGACUGUGACUCCAACCCGAAACAUCUCCUUCUUACUGAAGGAGCUCGACGCCAUGAGGGAACUUAACAACAAGCUUCAAGUGCAGAUGGUUCAGAAAGAGAAGGAGCUGCUGCAGAGAGAGGUGGACGAAGAGCUGAAGGAGCAGCAGCGAGAGGCCCGACACUGGGAGAGACCCAUGGAGGUGCUGGAGGAGAUGUUGGCAGCUCAAAAGGACCGAGACCAGGCUCUGAUGUCACGACUACUGCUGGCCAAUGAGGAGAGAGAUGAAGCUUUACUCCGUGCCCGCCGACUGCAGGAGGCUGCUGGUAUUCCUUCUCCACGGCAUGAUGCUGCCACCAUCAUAUGUUACUGUGGGGAAAGUCGGAUGAUAUCAGCCUGCAGGACGUUGACAUGGACAUCAAAGAUCUCCUUGAGCAUGUCUGCGAAGCCGACUCAGUCCAGGAAGUGAGGCAAUUCGGCUCAGCUCUAGUUCAGCGCGUACGGCUAGCACAACAGCGAAGGAGUGACAUCACUGCUCAGGAGAUGAAGGCCG
This is a messenger RNA of Poecilia latipinna (sailfin molly), 1170 nucleotides long. RefSeq lists its product as uncharacterized. The record is from RefSeq and is a predicted model, not a curated record. The coding region runs from base 16 to 1086 and encodes 356 amino acids. The transcript is spliced from 11 exons. NCBI's taxonomy places the organism in Eukaryota, Metazoa, Chordata, Actinopteri, Cyprinodontiformes, Poeciliidae.